AUGAUCAAAAAAAAAGUCUCGAAGAGAGCCGUGUUGGAAGAAGUUGAACAAAAGCUUGCUGCUACUAUCGAAAAAGCAGAUGAUGGGAGUUUAGAUGAUUAUUUGGAUCUCUUUGGUGAUUUUAAUGAAGGAUUGGACGAUAAUUUAAUUGGAAAACGAAAAAGUUUUUUUAUUUUUGAUGCUGAUUAUUAUUUGAAGCGUGUGAUGGUAAUGGAGGCUGAGAUUGUGGAUAUUAUUAGAAGAAGAAUGGUUCCAGAUGCCAAACGUUCUAUAUCUAGAUUUGUUAACACCUACAAUACAAUUAGUUGUGAUGAAAUAGAAUGGAAAGCUUUAUGUAUGAAAUUGGAUUUAUCAUUUCACGGAAGUAAAAGCAAAGACAAUUAUCGGAUUUUUGAUAGAGGACUUGAGGCUGGAAGUAGCAGAAAAGCUGAUAGAACUACUUUAGAAUGGAUUAAUGAUGCUCCAAAUUCCUUUCUUCCUAUUCUUGAGGAUAAUAGAUAUUGGUGGUUGUAUAAAUGGGAACAUAAAAAGAAGAAGUGGAGGUCAAUGGUAGUGAAUUUAAAAUUGGUUUAUUUGCAAGAAACUCACAAGAUCAGAAUAGAGUUUGAUUAUAUUGUGUUUGAAUUGCAAUUUGUUAAUGAACAGUUAGUUAAAGGAAAGAAAGUUUGGAAAGAACGUUUAUGA
This is a messenger RNA of Naegleria gruberi, 684 nucleotides long. RefSeq lists its product as uncharacterized. The record is from RefSeq and is a predicted model, not a curated record. NCBI's taxonomy places the organism in Eukaryota, Heterolobosea, Eutetramitea, Acrasida, Naegleriidae. The transcript has a single exon. The coding region runs from base 1 to 684 and encodes 227 amino acids.